GUUCGCUUUGAAGGCGUAAGAGGGGCUAGCUUUAGAAGUGACAUGGCGAUUGAUGGUAUCAACAUACAGUCUGGUCCCUGCUUAUGUCGACCUGAGCAGUUCCAGUGUAACAAUUCACAGUGUGUACCACUAUCAGCAAAGUGUAAUGCACACUAUGACUGUCUGGAUGGGAGCGAUGAAACUAACUGCAAUCUAGACGAUGCCUGGAGCUGUGACUUUGAUGAAGAUAAAUGUAACUCCAGAACAACUGCUCCGGGAAGUUUUCAAUGGAUUCGGCAUUCCCAUAGUACCCCAACAUCAUCAACAGGACCAUCAGCAGACCAUACGGAUGGAUCUGCCUGUCGACCUGACGAGUUCCGGUGCAACAAUUCGCAGUGUGUACCACUCUCAUCGAGGUGCAAUGACCACCCUGACUGUUUGGAUUGGAGCGACGAGGAAAAUUGCACAACCGACUUUAUUACAUGGGAGCCGUUCAACUUUACCUACGACAACAAUUGCACCAGCUGUGACGGCGAGCGUUUUGUAAGGCCAACCAGCUACACCUACGAGGGUCGGACCCUCUAUGUCGGUGUUGUGUUGUGCUCGCCUACUCAGUACAAGAUAUUUCUGAGCGACAGCAUCAACGGAACGUUCCGGAAUAUUGGCGACCGUGCAGGACACGGUCAAGACCAUUGUGAGCUUGUUGGAGCUUCAUCAGAUCCUCCUUCAUCGUCACUCGAUCCAGAUUAUCGUACCUGCAGUGGAGUUGGUUAUUGGCGCUAUUCUCGCCGAAGCCGUUUUCACUUUGGAGCUAUCGGUGGAUACCCCAGACAGUACGGACGCUGGUACAGGUGUGGCGUUACCAUCCCUGAAGGCCGAUACGAGGGCGAUUUCAACUGUGACUUCGGUACAGAUCAGUGUAACGCCGUAGUAACUUCUACAGAAGGAAUUUUCGGCAGAAGUUUUCGGUGGAUUCGACACUCUGGUAGUACGCCGUCCUCGUCAACAGGACCAUCUACUGAUGCGGAUGGAUCCGGUUUUUAUAUCUACACGGAUGCACGUUAUCCCUAUUCUAAUGCGACUGCCAAUCUGACGUUGCCUAUCAUUCGCUCUGGGGGUCAGCACUGCCUGCGGUGGAUCUACCACAUGUAUGGAUCGGACAUGGGGACACUGAAAGUCUAUGUCAUCCAACCUGAGUAUCCUGACAUGUUAGUGUCAAAAAGGUUCGCUUUGAAGGCGUAA
This is a messenger RNA of Branchiostoma floridae (Florida lancelet), 1221 nucleotides long. Its product is annotated as MAM and LDL-receptor class A domain-containing protein 1-like. Gene Ontology annotation, cellular component: membrane. Gene Ontology annotation, biological process: nervous system development. Bases 43 to 1221 code for a protein of 392 amino acids. The record is from RefSeq and is a predicted model, not a curated record. Lineage: Eukaryota; Metazoa; Chordata; Leptocardii; Amphioxiformes; Branchiostomatidae. Gene Ontology annotation, molecular function: protein binding. The transcript has 9 exons.